Molecule: messenger RNA, 1551 nt
Organism: Vanrija pseudolonga
Lineage: Eukaryota; Fungi; Basidiomycota; Tremellomycetes; Trichosporonales; Trichosporonaceae
Product: Pregnancy-associated glycoprotein 2
Exons: 5
Coding region: 1-1551 (516 amino acids)
Biological process (GO): proteolysis
Molecular function (GO): aspartic-type endopeptidase activity
Source: RefSeq, a predicted model, not a curated record
AUGCGGUCGGCCAUCCUCUUCUCCCUUCUCGCUAUCGUCGCCUCGGCGUCGGCGUCGGCCAUCGAGCCGGCCAAGCGCGGCGGCCCGACUAUCCUCAAGAUGCACCAGCAGGCCGUUGCUCGCGACGCUGGUAACCCCCACAGAGGCCUGCACCGGCGCCAGCAGGCGGACAGCGCCAACAGUACCAACAACAUUCCCCUGCAGUCCGCGGCCUGGGACUUUCAGUAUCUCGUCGACAUUGAGGUGGGGACCCCGCCUCAGAACAUGACAGUCCUCCUCGACACCGGCUCCACGCCACUGUGGGUGUUCACCGAAUGUGACGACCCCAACGAUUGUGGUGCCGCGCAGCGCUUCAACCCCAACGCAUCGACGUCCCUGCAGAGGCUCGGCACCGACUUCGUAGCCAAUUAUGGAGGAGACUGGGGAACCGCCGCCUUUUCCUCCAACAACGGCACCAAGGCCAAGGACGUGGUCAAGAUGGGCUCGUUCAGUUCCGAGGUUGAGCUUGGCCUGGUAAACUCCUCGAUCAAGUGGCUCAACGAUUCCCACGCGGGGAUCAUCGGGUUCGGCUUACCCGGAGAGGCCAAUGCAUGGUGGACCCAAGUGCUUCCCCAAUGGGCGGAGAAGGUGUUUGGGGUCUACAUGAAGUUGGCCCCCCCUGCCAUUGGUCCCAAGCCUCAAGACGUUCCCAACCUAGCCACCCGACACGAUGGCGGCGAGAUAAGUCUUGGUGGUGUGGACCAGUCAAAGAUCGACGGGGACUUUACAUGGGUCGACGCCAUUUACACCCCUGACCCCAGCGCCACGACCCCGGAAGGCGUGACCUACAUCACAAACGGAACUGACGGCCUCGAAGGUAACUCGCAUUGGACCGUCAAGUUGGACGCUGUCGAGAUUGCUGGCAAGGCUGUACAGGGCCUCAACCUGUCCACGGCCAUUUUCGAUAGUGGCGGCAUCGGACUCAUGGCUCCGCAGGAUCAGCUGGAUAUCAUUGUCCGUACGCUCAACGAGACUUAUAAUAUCUCCAUCGGCGAGGUGGAGGGUGCCUACUCUUUUGGGUGCAAUCCGGAGCAGAAGUUCCCCGUUCUCGACUUCGGCUACCGUUUCGCGAACACCAGCUUCCCUACGCCGCCAGGGGCCUUCAUCCGCCAGAUCCAGACCAUAGACCAGUACGCUGCCAACCUCAACAGCACGGAACUGCAGAACGCCGUCAAGGCGGCGGCCGCCAAGGCCAACCAGACGCAUGUAUGCGAAGCAGCUCUCGGCCUGAAUUCGAUCUGGGUCAUUGGCCCACCUUGGCUGGCUGGGUACUACCUCGCGCACAGCGUGGAGGAGGCUCACCAGCCCCGUGUGGGGAUUGCGCAGCUCAAGCCCGAGCUGCGUAUCGCCACCCCUGACAAGAUCACCGCUACAGUCAACAGCACAGCCACCAACGGCACGACCCCGGGGGGGACCAGCAGCACCAAGCCCUCCGGCAGCGUGAUCGGCGCCGUUGUGAGCGUGCCUGCUGUUGCUGCCCUUUCGGGGCUGGCACUUGCUCUUCUUCUCUGA